AUGCAUUUUGAUUUUUUAAUUUUAUUUGUAAUUACCAAUAGCCAAACAACAAGUAAAGAAGAAUUUUUAAGUAAAAUUGAUCAAUAUCUUUUAGAAGAUUCUUUAUUAUUGAAUAAUGGAGAUAAAGAAUAUAAUGAAUUAGAGAAACAAAUGAUUGAACAAAUUUAUAGAGAUGCAUUAAAACGUAUUAAAAAUAGAUUGGUUGAACAACAACCAAUUCAAUUUAAUCCACCAACUUAUAAUCAAACAGUGAUUGAUGCAUUUUCAUCAAAAACUUUAUUAAAUCCACAACAAAAUCUUACCUAUAAUCCAUAUGAUCUUCAAAAUUUAAAUACAACAUUAAAUGAUUCAGUUUGUGGUGUACUAUAUCCAAAUGAAAAUGAUCGUUCAACUUAUUAUUUAGUGAAUUAUACAUCUGCUCAAGAAGCGGAAUCAGCAGGUGCUUUCAUAACUCAUCUUCAUAAUUGUGGUUAUUGUUCAACAACUAAAGAUUUAGCUAUGUAUAUGUUUCACUUUGAUUUAACAUCACCAAUUAGAGAUUGUGGAAUUGUUUCUUUCAUUUCCUAUGAAGCCUCUUUAGAUUGUAUUCAACAUUCAGCUGGUUUAACCUAUAAUUGUGCUGUGAUUUGGUUAUAUGAUGCUUUAAACACUAGAAAGGAUUGUCUCGAUAUUUGUCUCUACGAUUGGAUAAUGCAUAUUCCAAAUAAUGUUCCUGCAAAUUCAACAAUCUUAAAUCCUUGUAUUCAAUGUGAUGAAGAUAAAAGUGGUCCUAUCUUUAAAUUGGUUGCUGCAAGAACUCGUAGAGAUAGUGGUUUAUUAAGUGCUAUCAAUAGACCACCCAAUUCAAUCUAUAACAUUACUCAUUAUUAUUAUUAA
This is a messenger RNA of Dictyostelium discoideum AX4, 876 nucleotides long. RefSeq lists its product as hypothetical. Bases 1 to 876 code for a protein of 291 amino acids. The transcript has 2 exons. Lineage: Eukaryota; Evosea; Eumycetozoa; Dictyosteliales; Dictyosteliaceae. The record is from RefSeq and is a predicted model, not a curated record.